CAGGAAUAUCUGCUUCAGAAGUUAGAUUUUUCCACAAACAAAGCGCCUCGGUUGGGAAAAUCCAAGUCCAGCCCCGUCCGAGCCUCAUAAAUGUGUCUGUCCGCGUGAAGACCCGAUGUGGGUGAACCUGAGAGCUCUGCAAUCAUGAAGCUCAUCCUCGCUGUGCUGGUGUCGUCUUUGGCGGUCGAGACCCGGGCUCAGUGGUACCGCUUCCCAGGAGAAGCCGUAGGAGGUGCAAAGGACAUGUGGCGCGCUUACCGGGAUAUGAGGGAGGCCAACUGGAGACACUCAGACAAGUAUUUCCAUGCACGUGGGAACUAUGAUGCUGCAAGAAGGGGCCCCGGAGGGAGAUGGGCAGCCGAAGUGAUCAGUAAUGGAAGAGAGGCUCUGCAAGGAUUUGGUGAUUCGGGCCGGGGUAGGAAGGAUUCUGAAGCCGACCAGGCGGCCAAUCGCUGGGGGCGUAACGGCGGCGACCCCAACCGCUACAGACCCAAAGGCCUUCCCAACAAGUACUGAAAAGAAGAUGGCUGAAAUCAUUUCACUGUAAUACUGCUUGAUUCAAUUUUGCUUUAAGAAACACAUUUCACUUUUUUACUACGUCUUGACAAUCAUCUUUAAUUAAGUAGGCAAUCGACUUUCAGCAUCAUCCAGUGCAUGUAACACACUCUGAAUAAAGAAAACUACUUCACUUUUCA
This is a messenger RNA of Puntigrus tetrazona (Sumatra barb), 695 nucleotides long. It is a transcript of the gene saa, whose product is annotated as serum amyloid A. The transcript has 4 exons. Lineage: Eukaryota; Metazoa; Chordata; Actinopteri; Cypriniformes; Cyprinidae. Gene Ontology annotation, cellular component: extracellular region. The coding region runs from base 145 to 516 and encodes 123 amino acids. The record is from RefSeq and is a predicted model, not a curated record.